Molecule: messenger RNA, 927 nt
Organism: Penicillium odoratum
Lineage: Eukaryota; Fungi; Ascomycota; Eurotiomycetes; Eurotiales; Aspergillaceae
Product: polysaccharide deacetylase family protein
Exons: 3
Coding region: 1-927 (308 amino acids)
Biological process (GO): carbohydrate metabolic process
Molecular function (GO): hydrolase activity, acting on carbon-nitrogen (but not peptide) bonds
Source: RefSeq, a predicted model, not a curated record
AUGGGCAAAAAGCGCGUUCUCGUCGGAUACGGCGUCGACAUCGACGCAGUAGCCGGAUGGUUAGGCUCAUACGGGGGCGAAGACAGCGUCAAUGAUAUCAGUCGAGGUCUCUGGGCCGGCCACAUCGGCACAACUCGGCUCCUAAAGCUCUUCUCGAAAUACAACAUCAAAGCCACCUGGUUCAUCCCCGGCCACUCACUGGAGACAUUCCCGGAAGAGUGCGCCCAAGUGCGUGAUCAAGGCCACGAGAUCGGACUCCACGGGUACACGCACGAAAAUCCAAGCUGUAUGAGCGAAGAGCAGCAACGCGACAUCCUCGAUAAGACCUACAGACUACUCACGGAGUUCUGUGGAAAGCCUCCACGCGGCAUUGUAGCGCCCUGGUGGGAAGCCAGUUCGGAGAUGGUGGAUCAACUACUCGCCUACGGGAUCGAGUAUGACCACUCAAUGUCGCAUGAAGAUUGUCAGAUGUAUUGGUUGCGAACGGGGGAUACGUGGACGAAGAUCGACUACAGUCAGAAGGCGGAGACGUGGAUGAAGCCACUGGAACGGGGACAGACGACAGGGCUGGUGGAGAUUCCGGGAAGUUGGUACAUAGACGAUUUGCCGCCGAUGAUGUUUAUUAAAAAUUCGGCAAAUAGUCAUGGGUGGGUGAAUCCGAGGGAUGUGGAGGAUAUUUGGAAGGACCAUUUUGAUUAUUUCUACCGCGAGUACGAUGAGUUUGUCUUCCCGAUGACGAUCCAUCCGGAUGUGUCUGGCCGGCCGCAUGUGUUACUUAUGCAUGAGAGAAUUAUUGAAUACAUCAAUCAACAUGAAGGGGUGGAAUGGGUGACAUUUGAGCAAAUGUGUGAUGAGUUUAAGAGUAAGAAUCAACCACCCGAGGGAGCCGUGAUGCCGGCAGCACCGGGGAGUAUUCUCAACGUUUAA